Messenger RNA from Cyphellophora attinorum, 2043 nucleotides. RefSeq lists its product as uncharacterized. Lineage: Eukaryota; Fungi; Ascomycota; Eurotiomycetes; Chaetothyriales; Cyphellophoraceae. Bases 1 to 2043 code for a protein of 680 amino acids. The transcript has a single exon. The record is from RefSeq and is a predicted model, not a curated record.
AUGAAGACUACGAACAAACGACGAGCUCAGGCGGUCCCUGACCGACUGGGAAUUCGCCAGAAUCAAGUAUGCCUUCCCGACAAGGUUAUUGACGACGUACCCUCUUGCGCAUAUUCAUGUAUACUACAAUUCGUUCUCAAGAAUUAUCACGACACGACAUGCGCGGCCACUUCCAAUCUCGACCUUCUUUGUGUCACUCAGACAGUGUCCGGUCAGACUCUAGGCGAGGCAUCGCUACAGUGUGUCGCAUCAUACUGCUCCAAUGAGGUCAAUAAUACCGUACUAUUGUCCGCCUACAGAGUUUGCGAAGAUGUCGACAACGCGGUCCCGAAUACCGCAUCCGUAAUCAAUGCGACAAUCAGGCCAGCAACUCCGCAAGCGCCUACAGUUCAGAACGCUGUGCCAACAAUUCAGAGUGUGGCACCUACAGCUGCAACAAACCCGCCGGCGCAGGCGACUCCAGCGGCGACAGGUAUUGAGGCUGGAGGCAGAUCUACCUCCAUGGUCAUUUCCGGAGACGGCAUGUCAGUCACGAUGGAAGUCAUGAUGAUGGCGACACCAUCAGCCCCAACUGCGACUCCGACCAUGACUUCGAACGGGUCAAGUUUUGUGCCGGAGCAAACAGGAAGUUCGCAGGGCUUGUCAAUGGCUCAGGUUGCUGGUAUUGCGGCGGGCACUGGCGUUGCUGCUGUCAUUAUUGUUGCAGUCAUAUUCAUAUUCUGCAGACGAAGGCAGCGCGCAAAGCAAACCAAGACAGGUUCAGCGAAAGAGGACGCAAUAGCAGACAUCCCAGACCGAAGAAGCAGACCAGCUAUGAGCACUUCGCCGAACACUGUCGUUUCUCCAAACAAACGCCGCAGCUUCUGGCGCAUGAGCAUCAAGCCAGAAGCCAUCGGCGUUGCCGUGACUGAUAAGGCAAGGCCUCGAGGCAGCUUUUCUUCAGAGAAGGGCAUGCUGAAGUACAUGCCCACAGGGAACCCAUUCGCGAGUCCAAAAGAUCGACUAUCGUGGCCAGAAUUCGGCAAAGAGCUUGGGCCAGAGAGAUACCGGCGUGAUAGCAUUUCCACCAUCUUUGAUGAUGAUCUCGAGCAGCAACCGACUCAGGCUGGAGUCGCGACCAGAGCAAGGGCGACAACUAUAACCUGGUCAGACAGGCCGAAGAACAUGCCACAGCCGCUUCAGCUUAAGCCCGGCCACACUCCUUCUGCGUCUGUGGAUUCUGGCGAUACCGGGACUAAAUCCAAUGCUCUCUCGCUCACGCCCACUUACGACAAUGGACAAUUUGCGCCUUUCAACAGCGAACCACCAGUACAGAACAGUAUCGCUGGUGCACUUGCAGCCAGCGCGGCGACUGCGGGACCAAAUCAGAGCUCCCGUCUAUCGCUUGAGCCUAGCGGCGUGGCAACCUCACCAAAGCGCAAUAAGCUGCAGAAGAAGUCGACCAACCCUUUCAAAGCUCUCAUGUCCCCAAGGGGUCCGCCAAAGAGGGAGGUCUUGACGCCAACCUACAACAUCAGCGCUCCUUUCAUCGCCGCACCAGAAUCGAACGAACAGUCAUUAUACCGAGGCGAACCCUCGCCACUGGCGCCGCGCCCCCUCCAACUCAACUCCAAUCGACCUUUCUCACCGAGCUCCUUCAUGCCAGUUCCCAAGGGCAUUCGACCCAGCCGACGCAGUUCUGUAGCCCUGCCAAGUGCCGCGGUGAUCGGCAAUGCCACAGACAGCACCUCCUCUGAUGGUCUUGCGUCGCAAUACUCGCUCGACUUCCCUGUCCCACCCAGUCGAGCAACCUUGCGCGAUGGUGCGCCCAGUGGGCUAGGGCUUGGAACAAGUCGAGGCUCUAUUCCAGUUCCACCACUAACACCUCCUUCACCACUCAUGAAGGGCAGAAGAGGCGAAACGAUGUAUGAAAGUGUGUACUCUACGGACUCAGCAGGAACAGGCUUCGGUGAUCAGCAGUUGUCGCCGAAGUCCCGAGCGAAAGUCACCCCUACAAUGAAGAACUCUGUGGGCGACUUGUUCUUCAAGGUUGAGAUGCGGUAG